Messenger RNA from Aspergillus campestris IBT 28561, 2052 nucleotides. Its product is annotated as zinc-coordinating transcription factor SFP1. The transcript is spliced from 3 exons. Lineage: Eukaryota; Fungi; Ascomycota; Eurotiomycetes; Eurotiales; Aspergillaceae. The record is from RefSeq and is a predicted model, not a curated record. The coding region runs from base 1 to 2052 and encodes 683 amino acids. Gene Ontology annotation, cellular component: nucleus.
AUGGUCCGAUCGUUAGAAGACUCCUUGAGCCCCCCUCCGCCGUCUCUACAUCAUUCCCCCCUUCUCGGUGACUUGGAUAGAGCCGAGACUCGGGAUUCGACCCCCGUCACCACUCCCCGAGGUUUUGGCCUGCAACCGCGCAGACCGGAUAGGGAAAAGGCAUCAUCGUCCGAUCUUCCCUGGCCUCAACAUCCCCUCGAUCCCGACGCCGGCGCCGACGACUACCACAACAACAACAACGACAACAGUAACAACUACACCUCCUACUUUGAUCCUUCUGCCUUUCCUUCCAGUUUCCAGGAGAUCUUCGAUUAUCCUUACGUCGAACCCUUCACCAUGACGACCGGUGCCGCCCCCAUCGACAUCGCCACUCGUCAGACCUCGGUCUCUCCGCCCGGACAGCAGGCCUCCAACCUCACCUCCGCCUUGCAAAGAGCCAACAAUGGCGAGCGAUCCGGGAGCCUGUCCCAUGCCCACGGUGGGAGUUUGGGUAUGUUCAAGCCUCCCCCGCCUCGCAAGGAUUCCAUCGGCACGGCCACCGCCCAUUGGGGCAACGGAACGAAACCCAUCUCUGUCUCCGGAUCCAGCCGCGAUAAGCAACGACGAGAGUCGUUGGCUGGAAGUUUGGUCGGUGGGAUGAGUUGGGGUGGGAUAUCGGUGGGAAGUUGGAUCCGCGAUGAUAUCAUCAUGACCGGUACUUCGCCCUUUGCGACGUUUCAGUCCCCCUCGUUCCACUCGUCAUCCUACCUACCGAAACUGGAAGCCAACUUCAUGCGCGAUUUCUCCUGCUGUGGCGUGACCCUCCCGACCCUUCACGACCUGCUGCAGCAUUACGAGGAAGCUCACGCCACCAAGUCGUUACAGCCGGGAGGACACCGUCCCAGCCAGGGGGACAACCGCGCGGCCAUCGCGGUGGCCCUCGCACAGCAGCAGAGUCAGCAGAAUGGCAACCAGACCCGUGGAAUGCAACCGGACCGGACGAUCGACAUGCACCGCAAGUUGAAUCAGAACCCGCCCUCGCAGCAACACGCGGAUCUCGACACCAUCGACGACAUGGAGCUUGACGAGGCCAUGGGUGACGCCGAUGCCUCGUCGCAGCUGUUUACCCCGCAGGCGCACGACGGGAAUCAGGACGGGUUCGGAAACGGCAACCAGCGGGUUCCGAACUUGAACCUGUCCAUGCUUCCGAGUCACCAGGGCUUCAAGGGGUCCCAGCCGGGGACGCCGGUGGGCUCGAAUCGCCCUCUGUCGCUGCAGAACAACCCCACCGUCUCGUCGGUUAACACCCCGACUUUAAUGGCGAACCCGUUACAGAACUCGCAAUUCCGCGCCACACCGGACUCGUCCGCCCCCGGCACGCCAGCCGAGAUCGACGAAAGCGUGGUCGGUGGAUUUGGCGAUCUGUCGAUGCAAAACCCCCUGAUGAUGCAGGGCCAGCCCCAGUUCGCUCGGUUCACCAGCAACAACGAUAUGGUCGACCUGUGCAUCGACGAGCCGGCCAAGCGCCUGUUCAGUCCCACGGGCGGCAUGAACUCUCCCAACGUCCACUUCAAGCUCAGCGGGGCCCAGUACGGUGCGAACAGCGAGAUCGCUCGUCGCAUACGCGAACAGCAGUUGCUGGCCGGGGUGCCCGACACCACGGCGUUGCUUCCGAACGAAGAGCCCAAGCCCUUCCGCUGUCCUGUUAUCGGCUGCGAAAAGGCCUACAAGAACCAGAACGGGUUGAAAUACCACAAGGCUCACGGCCACAACAACCAGCAGCUGCACGACAACGCCGAUGGAACCUUUUCGAUCGUCAAUCCCGAGACCUCGGCGCCGUAUCCCGGCACUCUGGGAAUGGAGAAAGAGAAGCCGUACCGCUGCGAAGUGUGCGGCAAGCGCUACAAGAACCUGAACGGUCUCAAAUACCACAAGUCGCACUCGCCGCCGUGUAAUCCCGAAUUCCAGCUCGCCGCGGGUCGCCACCUGUUCGCCGGCGGAGUCAUGCAGGGACAGAACAUCAACGUGGCCGGGGCUGGCCUCCCCGGAAUUGGUGAAGAGGGCCUAUUAUAG